GUUGCCAACGUCAUGCCCCGCUGGCUACUGCUGCCGCCGCCGCCGUCGCCGGCGGCGGUGCGCUCGGCCCGCCGCUGCCUUCCCUCCGUUACCUUUCCUCUCCAGGGUGUAUCAGGCCGGCGCUUCGUCGCGCCUUCGUCUUCAUACCCCGCCAAUAAUCUCUGGGGAUGGUGCACCAUCCGCCCCUACGCCAUCGGCGUGUCGCCACGAGCUACCCUGCCGGAGCUCCGCCUGACUGACGAAUCAUCAACGUUCCGGGCAAAGCUGGACACUCAGACUCCUGCAAAUGUGAUGACCGAUGAGCUUAUCUUGAACAAAAACCACACAAAAAAGUCAGAGCAGUGUUAGAUCGUCCAAGGCUCCAAGCAUCUUCAUGCCAUUCUCCUUCUCUUCAUUGGCUCCAUAUGAAAGCAGCUCCUUCCUUUUGAUCAUAGGGUGAAAGAAGUCUGAAUAGGUAUGACUCCCCUCCCAGUUUUCGUCCUCCUGUCAUUGGUUUGUUUCUGCAUAUCCGAUGACCGCCUUACUACCGCAAAACCGCUCAAUGCCCGCGACAAGCUCGUUUCGAGCGGCGGUGUCUUUGCUCUUGGCUUCUUCACCCCGGCAAACUCAACUGCGGACACAUACAUCGGCAUAUGGUACAACAAGAUUCCCCAGCCCACUUAUGUGUGGGUUGCUAACCGCGACAACCCAAUCAAGAAUGGUUCUCCUGGGAAGCUGGUUAUGAGCAGCAACUCUGACCUUGUCUUGUCUGACUCCCAAGGCCGCACUCUCUGGACAACUACAAACAACUUCACAUCCGCAACCACGGGAACUGCUGCUAUACUGUUUGACUCCGGAAACUUGGUCAUCCAGUUGCCGAACGGCAAACACAUAUGGCAGAGCUUCGAUUACCCAACCGACACCGCCCUCCCUGACAUGGUUUUACCACUGAGCACAAAUGAUGGUAUCUUGAGGCGCCUCGUUGCUUGGAAGGGCCCUGAUGACCCGGCCACCAGCGACUACUCCAUGGGUGCUGACUCCAGCUCAGACCUCCAGGUUGUCAUCUGGAAUGGGACGAGACCAUAUUGGCGCAGCUCUCCGUGGGAUGGGUCAUUGGUCUCUGCCCUGUAUCAAAGCAUUACUGGCUUCAUCGUAACUGAAACAAUUGUCGACAGAGGGGGUGAGUUAUACAUGACAUUCACCGUCUCCGAGGGAUCACCAAGCAUGCGCAUGAUGCUGGACUACAAGGGCACUUUUAAAUUUCUGGCGUGGAACAGCAACUCAUCAUCAUGGGAGGCUUUCAUAGAGCAUCCUAGUCCUAUCUGUGAACGCUACGCCUAUUGCGGACCAUUUGGCUACUGUGAUGCCGCUGAACCAGUUCCGAAAUGCAACUGCCUCAGUGGGUUUGAGCCUGAUGGCGUUAACUUCUCCAGAGGGUGUCGGAGAAAGGAGGAUCUGAAAUGUGGUAAAGACAAUAAUUUCUCGACUCUGAGAGGUAUGAAGACACCUGACAAGUUCUUGUAUGUCAGGAAUAGAAGCUUUGACCAAUGCACAGAAGAGUGCAGACGCAGUUGCUCUUGCUCCGCGUAUGCUUAUGCUGACCUGAAAAAUGGCAGCAGGGCUGCGGACCAGUCGAGGUGCUUAAUUUGGUUGGGAGAGCUUGUUGACACAGGGAAAUUUCGUGAUGGUGGUGGUGAGAAUCUGUACCUCCGCCUUGCCAGUUCAACAGUUGACAAUGAGAGUAAUGUAUUGAAGACUAUACUCCCAAUAGUGGCUAUUCUGCUGAUACUCACAUCCAUCUGCCUUGUAUGGAUAUGCAAGUCAAGAGUGUCAGGUAAACAACGAAUCAAGGAGAUUAAGAACAAACAUACACGACAGCACUUGCAAAAUUCCAAAUUGAACGAACUUGAGAAUGAAAGUAUAGACCUUCCAUAUAUCUGCUUUGAAGACAUUGUUACUGCAACAGACAAUUUCUCAGACUACAAAUUGCUUGGGAAAGGUGGCUUUGGAAAAGUUUACAAGGGACUAUUAGGAGGUGGUGGUAAGGAAGUUGCUGUCAAAAGGCUUAGUAAAAGUUCCGGCCAAGGGGCCGACGAGUUCAGAAAUGAAGUUGUUCUAAUUGCCAAAUUACAGCAUAGAAACUUAGUUAGACUUCUUGGUUACUGCACUCAUGAAGAUGAGAAGUUAUUGAUAUAUGAAUACUUACCUAACAAAAGCUUGGAUGCCUUCCUUUUUGAUGCAACAAGAAAUUUUGUGCUUGAUUGGCUGACUCGGUUCAAGGUAAUUAAAGGGAUAGCGAGAGGGCUUCUUUAUCUCCACCAAGAUUCAAGGUUAACAAUAAUUCAUAGGGAUCUCAAAGCAAGCAAUGUCUUGUUAGAUGCAGAAAUGAACCCUAAAAUAUCAGAUUUUGGUAUGGCAAGGAUAUUUGGAGGAAAUGAGCAACAAGCGAACACUAUACGCAUUGUUGGGACGUAUGGUUACAUGUCUCCUGAAUAUGCAAUGGAAGGUUCCUUUUCUGUCAAGUCUGACACGUAUAGCUUUGGCGUUCUACUGUUGGAGAUUGUAAGCGGGUUAAAGAUCAGUUCAGCCCAUUUCAUGACAGACUUUACAAACCUUGUAGCUUACGCCUGGAGCUUAUGGAAAGAUGGAAAUGCAAGAGAAUUGGUGCACUCGUCCAUUGUGGAGAACUGUCCACUUCAUGAAGUUAUACGAUGUAUUCAUAUAGGUCUCUUGUGUGUUCAAGACAAUCCAAAUGCCAGGCCGCUCAUGUCAUCCACUGUGUUCAUGCUAGAAAAUGAAACGGCCCCGCUUCCUACUCCGAAGGAGCCUCUAUACUUUAGGCGACGAUAUGAUGAGGUUGAAGACCAAAGAGAUACCAUGGGAAUAACCCUGAAUAAGAUGACUAUCACUAUGCAAGAGGGGCGUUAGAUGUUUAAUUCAUUGUUCUUCUUUUUUGUAAACUUCUCUAGUUUGUACAGGUGAACAGUUCAGCAAUUUAUCUUCCUAUGGACAAAUAAACAAUCUAUUGAGUACAUUGUAAUCCUGGUUGUGGUUUAUUUUCUUAGAUGGUUUCCAUGUUUGGAAUUUCCCUAUUUUGCUCAUAUGUUUCUCACCUUGCCAAGUGGAAGAGGCUGCCUGAUCAUGUGCGGAUCACUGCUUACAUGUGUUUUAUCUUCAAAUGAAUUUUCUGUAUCCAGCUUCCUUGGUUA
Triticum aestivum (bread wheat) is the source of this 3188-nucleotide messenger RNA. RefSeq names its product G-type lectin S-receptor-like serine/threonine-protein kinase B120. Bases 457 to 2907 code for a protein of 816 amino acids. Gene Ontology annotation, molecular function: protein serine/threonine kinase activity; ATP binding. Gene Ontology annotation, biological process: protein phosphorylation; recognition of pollen. The transcript has 8 exons. The record is from RefSeq and is a predicted model, not a curated record. Gene Ontology annotation, cellular component: plasma membrane. Lineage: Eukaryota; Viridiplantae; Streptophyta; Magnoliopsida; Poales; Poaceae.